Cuscuta epithymum is the source of this 12115-nucleotide messenger RNA. Lineage: Eukaryota; Viridiplantae; Streptophyta; Magnoliopsida; Solanales; Convolvulaceae. The record is from the annotation of a GenBank genome assembly.
AUGAAUUGGAAGUUAUGAAGGCCGGUCCUCCAAGCGGCGUUCCCUGCCAUAAGCUUGACCUAGCCCUGAUUAGGCUUAGGCGCCAAAAGCUCACGGCCCAGAACCGGGCCCAAAUCCAGAUGUUACUUCCUGAUUCGGUGAACUUCCGCCUCCAAUCGGGGCUCCACCCAAUGCGCCACUUCCCAGGGAUGGUCGUGGUCCAUUUUGAUUCCCUUAAGGCUGGCCUUAGGUUCCCCCUUCACCCCUUCUUCGUUUCCCUCUUAAAUUAUUACAAUAUAGUGCCAGCCCAAAUAAUGCCGAACUCCUACCGGGCAAUGGCUGGUUUUAUUUGUUGUUGCGUGGAAGCUAAGGUGACCCCUUCCUUAGAUCUGUUUCAUUACUUUUUCUCGGUCAUCCCACAACAAGCCCAGGGCUAUCUUGUCGCGAAUUCCCGAUCAGGUCAUAUUUUGUUCUCCAAGGCUCCCUCCUCCAUCAAGGAAUGGAAAGAUCGGUUCUUUUUUGUAUCUGUCCCAAACGGCCUAAUCCCAAGAAAGUGGAAUGCCUUUCCGCCAAAGUCCCCCGAACCGUUCAUCUCUGAAGACCUUAGCCAGGAUAUCAUUGCUGUGGAGGCGGGUGGUUGCUUCCAGAUUAUGCCAUAUCUGACUCCCGAACGGCUUAUUAAAGCCGGGAUAGGUACUGCCCGUAUUCCUGGGUUUCUUGACUGAAAACCAAGUACCAUGGUCCGGGCGGUCCUUCCCGUGUGAGAAACAAUUUUGUUUAUCCAUGUGCGAACCGCUCGGUACUAAUUUUGCACUUUGUUUGUUUUGCCAGCUCCUCAGCAAGGCGAAUCAGAGUCCGAAGGAGAUAACCCCGAACAACCGGCCAUGGAUGAUAGCAGGCUAUUCACUGUGGGAUUUGAUGAUGAGCCACCAACUUCUCCUCCCAAGCAGCAGAGGAAGACAAAGAGGAAAAGGUUGAGGAAGGCCGAUCAGGGGACAUCCUCUCAAUCCGCCCCCGUCCCCGAGCAGUCUGAACCUGUUCGGGAUGUAGAACCUGUGCAGCAGGUUGCUCCUGACCAGCAAACUCAUGCUGACACGCUGAUGGAUCAGCUUUUUUCUGACCAGCAGUCCCACCAUUUUUCUGCUGAGGAGGUGGCUGCCCAUCAGGCUGACUUGGCUAGUCAGUUCGAGCGGAUCUCCCUCUACGAUCCUGCUCAUGAGAUGUUGGAGCGGGGUGGCUGUCCGGCGAGCCAGAUCUGGUCCACGUCAGGAUUUCUCAAUGGCCACAAUCUUCCCCCGAUACCGGUGGAGGAGGCCGAGGAGUGUAUUGCUCUGACUGUCCUGAAGGUAGUUCAUUAUCUUAUGCUCAUAAUUCACUCUUUCCUUUUCUUUGCUUGAUAACUUAUCAUGUGCUUAUAUUUUACUUUUGAUCGGUGUUUUUUUUAGUGAGUAAAACGUAGUUGGCCAAUCCGAAGAAUAACCAGACCACGAGUAUCGUCUCUCAAGGAGUGGCAAAAAGGAAGUUUUAAAUACAGUCCGUGAUCACAGGCUAGCACAAGUCAUGGUAAUCUUUCCGAAUAAAUAUUUUUUUUGGAUGGUUUAAAAAAAUUAACGAACAGCAAGUGCAAAAAUAAAUAGAUAAAAAAAUAAGUAAAUUGAUUCAGAAUAUUAAAACAGGGUUCAAAUUGGAUGGUUCGGGUUCUGGGUGUUCUUUCGGGAUUAGAAUUAAGUAAAUUGAUUUUUAAUUAUUCCUGGACAAAAAAAAAAUGAAAUCCCUUCUCAUAGACAAGAAUAAAAUCAUUUUAUCACAAUCCUAACUUAUUUCUAAGAUCAGAUUGCUUGUAUAAGAUCCGAGCUAAUUUAACUCAAUUUCUCGUAGACAAGAGUUGAAUUAAAUCCAGAAAUCCGUAUAUGAGGUGAUCAAAUUCAUAUAGGCAAUUAUGUUUAAUCUUAUACAAUUUUCCAGAAGAUUAAUUAAAUUUCAAAAAAACUAAAUCCACACCUCAAGAACCCAUGAACCCUAGCCCCAAUUCAAACCCUAUAGGAGAUUAGCUACUCAUACCAAAAAUUAACAUCACAAUAAUGUAAUUAAGCAUGAUAAGGCACUAGCAAAAAAUAUUGGCGUAUGUCAAUUUAAUGGAAAGAAACUGAAAUUAUAAGUUGGAGAUAAACAAAUUCAAAAUCCAAUCCAAAAUGCAUGAAACAGUAAUAUCAACAAUGCGAACACUUACAAUCCUUGUUCAAAAGCUAAAUUGAAUUGGAAGAAAUUAGAGAAAAGUGAAGCUGGUGCAUUUCCUGAGUCCGUUCUUGCUGCUGCGGCUAUUCUACGGAGUAAAGAAGAAAACCUGCUGCUAUCUUUUAUUGCUGCUGAACUAAGUGAAUACAAGGGAAAUAAACACUGCUAAACUAAUUGACAGAAACGAAUGAUUCCUUAGCGGCUGCUCUUGCUUCGAAUGAAAAUGAACUGCGGUGCUUAGUGAAAAAGAAUGAAGUGAUGGUGUGUUGCAGCUGUUCGUUCGUGGGAAGAAAAAAAACCCCAGCUCCUUUUUCUUUUUUUUCUUUUUGGGCUGCUAACAUUGCUUCUUCUUUUGUCAUUUUUGGAUUGCACUUAACUUCAAAAACAGUCCUUAAAUGAUCUGGUCCAAACAUAUUCACCGCAAACUCGGCCUGUACAAUAACAACUCACCACACCCGCUAAUAAUAUGUAACUUUACAAUCAAAUUACUCCAAAAAUGUCAAAUUGUGUAGAAAAAAUACUAUUUCCAAUAUGACUGCCACCGGGACCGAAAAAUAGCAAAUUUUCACUCAAACCCCCCAAUAGUCACUCAGUUAAUUAUAAAAAUAAAAAAAUUAACACCCAAAUAUGGGUGAAAAGAUAGGAACGGAACGAGCCUAUCAAAUCUCCCCACACUUGAGCGUUGCUUGCCCCCAAGCAACAAUGCAUUAAACCCACGGAAAACAAAAUAAUCACAUGUAACACCUGGUUCAAAAAUCAUUCACACCCAAAACAAAUGACUGCACAAGGUCUUUUCUUUCUUAACAACGAAACCAAGAUUCACAUGUUGAACAAUAUUUUCAAAAGUAAAAUCCCUCUCCAACCGACUAAAAUGUAAAGAAAAGCAUGAUGGUCCCAACGGUGCAGGUGUGUGAAAUCCAAACCACCAAUCAUUCCAAAAAACCCAAGAAUUGUGUGAUAAAACUCGGAAUACUCGUGAUUCUUUUUUUUUUUUUUUUUUUUUUUUUUGAAUAUGUAAAGUUGACCAGGUUCUGGAUUGCAGGACUGAUUCAAGCUCUAGGGCCUGGGAGUUUAUCUCAUUACUGUGUACUCAACUCUCACACAAGGUGAUUCGUGAGAUGAGCAGAGCCCCAUUUCGGGGAUGAAAUUCUCGACACACGAAGUGUAACCCCAUUACAAGAAUCAGUUGCCUACUUAGCAUGAAGUUAUCCCGAUAUGCUUAGAAAGCAGAGCUCCUUACGGAGUAAGGAUUUUCAACACCUGGCCAGUCAAGGAAUUAUUAAUGCGAACUAGUGAAUCACGAGUAAAAACCGAAUUUAAUCAACACAAAUCAAACCAUCCAACAUGCCAACAUUUCCCAAGAAUAUACACACCACUCCGAUGAUUACACCAUUACUAAUUCUUUCCAAGAAAGAUGGAGGAGAUGGAAGAUUACAAAAGAAAAUAAAGAUUAACAAGUUACCUCUGUUGCGUUGCUAAACCAGAAAAAUCCUCAUGCACUCCAAAAUGUUUUUGGGCAGAAUAACUUCAUCACCAAAUGUCAUGUCCAAGCUAAAACCAAACCUCCCCACACUUAGGGGUGACAUCGCCCUCGAGGUCGAAGAAAAGAUUAAAACAGAAAUAAUAGGGGCAAGUUAUGAAUAAAAUGAUUUUCAUCCCGGCAGCACAUCAUAGUCAGAAUAAUAACAAUCAACACAAAUCAACACAAGGAGUAAUAUGAGAGUAAACACACAUUCUUAGCAAUGUAGUAAGAGUUGGCAGAUUACCGUACAAGCCAAACGUUGAUGAAUACCCUCCAAAAUAACUUCAAAUCUCUGCAUCAAAUAGCUCCUCGAUUGCUUACAUGCCGCUGAAUCCUACACACAGUCUGCCCCGUAAUGCUACUUGAAGUCCUUCAAUCUUGAGAGUAAGUGUAGUAACAGCUGCCAUGUCCAGGAACUGCGCAUUCUGAUGACUUGAUGAAUACUGAGGCUGACUGGUUCAUUCAUGGGAGAAGAGAACGGGUCAAGGUAAUGACCCACGACCUAACUUGAUGUGUGAACUGCUGCCCGGUGGAUUAGCUCGCGUUCUGGCUACUACCAUGGAGGUUUACUCCUCAUGAUGAAGUGGAGUCCCUAAUGUUAAGUCAGCCUGGUCCAGUGUCUGCUCAAGCUAAAAGAAGCAUGAAACUAUGCCUCCUACGUAGCAUUAAUUCCCAGAAUAUACCCUGCUCAAAGCUUGCUUUUCUUGGAAACAGAAGUUGCUGUGAAGUCGUCUGCACCUACACCCAGUUAAAGAACCAAAGUGUCAACAUGAAUCUACCAGCAAAGUCUUGUACCAGCAAAGGGGAUUAUACUGUCAAUCAGCUGAUUUAGUCCUCAUAUUCAGCAUAUGGUGCCAUCCGAAAACUGCAUCAAUUAGUUAAUAUCUGCCAGCGACCCCAUUUCCUGAGCAAGUGUAAGUCUAGCAUUCGAAUCCAGCUCAUAUAUCGCUCCCGGGGCUGCUAUGAAGUGAACUGCAGUUAGUAGCCAUGAGGAGCCCCUCUACACAUGUCUGCGCUUCUUCUAAUCCACAAUCAGUCCAUGAUGUCCCUUCCAUAUCUGCAACUCAAGAAAAGAAAUGUACCCGCACAACCACACGAUGACAACAUAAAAACAAAUGCAUAAAAAAUUAAUUCCUAAUUCUAUUUUUUUUUUUUUUUUUUUUUUGGUGGGUUGCCUCCCAGAAGCGCUUCUUUAACGUCACUAGCUUGACGACAGAUCAUGCUUAGCCGCUAAUCUCCUUAAGAUAAAGAACCUCCCUUUCAGUGCUCACUUUCUCACCAUAAUAGAGCUUCACUUGAUGACCAUUAACCUUAAAGUUUCCCCUUUCAGGAUCAUGCAACUCAAUGGAGCCAUACGGAUAGAUCUCAGUCACUGUAAAUGGCCCUGACCAUCUGGAACGCAGUUUCCCAGGGAACAACUUCAACCUAGAAUUAUACAACAGCACCUGAUCUCCAACUUUAAACUCGCGGGACUGCUUGAUGUGCCUAUCAUGAUAUUGCUUCACUCGCUCCUUAUACAAAUGGUUGUUGUGGAAGGCCAUAGCACGCCACUCUUCAAGCUCAUUCAGCUGAUAAAAUCUCUCCUUUCCAGCUCCUUCAAGGUCAAAUACAACAUUCUUCAGAGCCCAAAAUGCCUUAUGCUCGACCUCCACUGGAAGAUGGCAUGAUUUUCCAUAAACCAACCUGAAUGGUGUGGCGCCAACAGGAGUCUUAUAUGCUGUUCGAAUAGCCCACAAAGCAUCAUCAAGCUUUUCUGCCCAGUCCUUUCUUGACCGACCAACUGUCUUUUCCAAUACUGCCUUGAUUUCUCUAUUUGAAUUUUCAACCUGGCCUUGAGACUGGGGAUGGUAGGCCACUCCGCUUCUAUGCUGAACACCAUAUCGCUGAAGGAUACGGGCCAUAGGGUCACUUCUGAAAUGGCUGCCCCUAUCACUGAUCAAGAUUCUGGGAACACCAAAUCGUGCAAAUAACUUCUUUAAGAAUCGGACAACCACCUUAGUGUCAUUCGUGGAACAUGCUUGGGCCUCCACCCACUUGGACACAUAAUCAACAGCAACUAUUAUGAACUUGUUCCCUUUCGAACUCGGGAAAGGGCCCAUGAAAUCAAUUCCCCACACAUCGAACACUUCACAUGGCAAAAUAUAGUGUUGUGGCAUCUCAUCCCUCCGGGAUAUGUUCCCAGUCCUCUGGCACUGAUCACAAGCUGAAGCAUAAGCAUGAGCAUCCUUAAAAAUGGUGGGCCAAUAGAAUCCACAAUCAAGAACUUUCCUGGCAGUCCUCUCUCCUGAGAAGUGACCUCCUGUGGGUCCAGUAUGACAAUGCAUUAGAAUCUCCUUUCCUUCUUGUUCAGGUACACAUCUUCUCACAACUUGGUCAGCACAAAUUUUGAACAGGUAUGGAUCAUCCCAGAAGUAAUGCUUGGCUUCAGACUUCAACCUCUUAAUCAUGUGGCGAGACAUCCCGGCAGGUUCAACCUUGCCCACAAGAAAGUUAGCAAGAUCUGCAUACCAAGGCAUCUUUGAACCGUGCUGAAUGGCGAGAAGCCUCUCAUCUGGAAAAGUCUCUUCAAGCUCAAACUUUUUGAAUGUCUCCACCACUUCAGUCUCUAGUCUAGAUAGAUGAUCCGCUGCUUGGUUAGCGGUCCCCUUUCGGUCUUUGAUCUCCACAUAGAAUUCCUGCAACAAAAGAAUCCAGCGGAGAAGCCUAGGCCUUGCAUCAUUCUUCUGAAGUAAAUACCUCAAAGCCGCAUGGUCAGUGAAGACAAUUACCUUAGAAAGAAUGAUGUAGGGUCUAAAUUUCUCCAAAGCAAACACAAUAGCCAAAAACUCUUUUUCAGUAGUAGUAUAAUUGAGCUGAGGCCCCGCUAAAGUCUUACUGGCAUAGUAGAUAGGGCGAAAGUGCUUAUCCUUGGUUUGACCCAGGAUAGCCCCAACCACUUGAUCGCUAGCAUCACACAUUAUCUCGAAAGGUAAAGACCAAUCGGGUGUAGCAAGAAUGGGAGCCUCAGUCAAUUUCCUUUUCAAAGUAUCAAAAGCAACAACACAAUCAGGUGAAAAAUCAAAAGGUGCAUCUUUCCCUAAAAGAUUAGUCAAAGGUCGGGCAAUCUUAGAGAAAUCCUGUAUAAACCGGCGGUAAAAACCAGCGUGCCCAAGAAAGCUACGGAUGGCUUUUACUGUGGUUGGAUACGGAAGUUUCUCUAUAGCCUCAACCUUCGCCUUAUCAACCUCAAUUCCCUUUUCAGAAACCUUAUGCCCUAAAACAAUGCCCUCCCUGACCAUAAAGUGGCAUUUCUCCCAACUUAAGGCCAAGUGGGUCUCCUCACAUCUAGCAAGCACCCUGUCAAGGUUAGUUAAGCAAGAGUCAAAAGUAUCACCGAACACAGAAAAAUCAUCCAUAAAUACUUCCAUGAAAUCUCCAAUAAACCUGUCAAAAAUGGCUAGCAUACAACGCAUAAAUGUAGCAGGAGCAUUACACAAACCGAAGGGCAUCCUACGGAAAGCAAAAGUACCAAAGGGACAAGUAAAGGUGGUCUUCUCCUGAUCUCUAGGGUCUACAUGAAUCUGAAAGUACCCACUCAUCCCAUCUAAGAAACAAUAAUACCCGUGCCCUGCUAAAUUCUCAACUAGCUGAUCAAUAAAUGGCAAAGGGAAGUGGUCUUUCCGGGUGGCAUCAUUUAGUUUUCGGUAAUCAAUCACCAUCCGCCACCCUGACACAAUGCGAGUAGGUAUUAACUCCCCUUUGUCAUUCUCAACAGCAGUCAUUCCCCCUUUCUUAGGAACCAUAUGAAUAGGACUCACCCAACUACUAUCAGAAAUUGGGUAUAUAAUGUCUGCAUCUAAAAGCCUCAAAAUCUCGGUUCUCACAACCUCCAUCAAAUUAGGGUUCAACCUGCGCAGUGGUUGCACUGUCGGUCUGAACCCCUCCUCAAUGCUAAUCCUAUGUGUGCAAAAGGUAGGAUCGAUCCCCUUAAUAUCCCCCAGCGUGCGGGCAAUGGCCCCUUCACGCCGCCUAAGCAAGGACACAACCUUAUCUUUUUCAUCUCUCUCUAAAUCAGAAGCAAUGAUAAUGGGGUGUUUGCCCUCAUCAUCCAAUGAAGCGUACUGUAGGUGUUCUGGGAGCCUUUUAAGCUCAGAAAACUGCUCACAUGGGGGUGUAUCAACAACAGUACUACCUGAAACCUCUUGAGAGGCUUCUCCUAGCAAAUCAUCAACAGAGCAUUUAAGUUCAUGAGAUAACAUUUCAUCAUCACACAUACCCACAUCUAAGACCUCACCACAUGCAGUAUCAUGAGAAUAAUCACUCUCACCCUGGCCCCCAAAUAAAUAAUCCUCAAUGCACUCAUACAUAUGAAGAAAAUUACAGCUCUCAGUUUGUGCCUCGGGGUGGUUCAUAACUUCUGAGAGUCGAAAAGUACAAGUGUCCUCUCCAAUUCUCAGAGUCAAUGAACCAUCAGACACAUCAAUAACAGCACGGGCAGUGGCCAAGAAAGGCCGCCCCAAAAUAAGAGGGGUACCACGAUCCUCCUCUAUAUCCAUAACGACAAAGUCUACAGGAAAAAUAAACUCACCAACCCUGACUAGGACGUCCUCAAUAAUACCACUUGGGUACUUAAUAGAGCGAUCAGCUAAUUGAAGACACAUCCUAGUGGGUUUCAUUCCUCCCAGUCCCAACUUAUCAACAAGAGAAGCCGGCAUCAAGUUGAUGCUGGCUCCUAGAUCAGCUAGUGCAUUUUUAAAAACAUAAUCAUGAAUAGAACAAGGUAUAAUGAAAGAACCUGGAUCCUUGAGCUUUUCCGGCAUCAUCCUUGUCACCACAGCUGAGCACUCUGCAUUUAGGUCAACCACGGAAUACUCCUCUAGCCUCUUUUUGUUGGUGAUCAAGUCCUUCAGGAACUUUGCAUAUUUAGGCAUCUCCGCAAGUACUUCUGUGAGUGGCAUCUCCACAUGUAGCUUGCUAAUCAUCUCCAUAAACUUGUAUUCUCUCUUGCGGUCCUCGCCCUUCUUGACACGAACAGGGAAUGGAACAACUGGUGCAUUAGCCCUCUUGGUCUCUUGUUGGGGUGUAUUCUGCUCGAUGAUUGCUUUACCCUCUCGCUGGCCUGGCUGGUCAGAAUUGAACUUUAGCUCACCUUCAGAUUGUCUUUGAAAAGGUUCUGGGCUUUCUAGCUCUGCACUCUUUCCUGGACAGCUAGGAACACUCUGGGCUUGGCUCUCUUUGGCAUCCACCAUUGGUUCACGAACUUGCUUCCCACUGCGCAGAUUUAUUGCAUUCACAUGCUCUCUUGGGUUUGGCUCUGUAGUGCUGGGAAGGCUUCCAGACUGCCUCCCGGAAGGACCUGCAAAGAAUCUGUUCUCUAGUUCCCGUAUUCGCUGCUCAUGUUGCAGCUCAAGGUUCCUCAACCGCUGCUCCAUCAAAAUCUUUUCCUCUCUUGCUCUUUUAUCUCUUAAUUCAUUUUCUUCUCUAGCCCGUGUCAGCUCUGCAAGCACCAAAUCUAGUUGGGAAUGAGCUGAAUUAUCUUGUUGUCUGAUAUGUGGGGGCACAUAAGGCUGGUUGCUGCCACUUCCUUGGCCUCGUUGGUACCCACCUUGGCGGUUAUUAUCUCUCCACUGGUUUGCACCACUCUGAAAAUUAUUCCUCUGGUUGUUGUAGCCAGCAAAGUUACCCCGGUUUCCUUGGUAUUGAGGUGCUAGUGGACCCUCUCCUUUCUUAGCAUACUCCAUAAGAUUCACUUCCUGAGGUGAAAUAAGCUCUUCAAAGGAUUGAGGACAUGAAUUGGUCAGGUGGGCUCCGAAACAAUGAUCACACGAAAGCACCAUGUCUCUCACUGGAUUCUGGUUUGGCAUUGGUCGAACACUCCUCUGGUUCAUCCCCUGGCCACCUUGGUAUUGGUUCUGCGCCUGAGCUUCAUAGAGUUUCUCAAACUUUAGGACAAGAGCAUCCAGUUUUGCGGCAGCAGCUGUACUAGAAUCGACCUCAUAUAAUCCUGCCUUCUGUGGCGCUCUUUCACUUCGCUCAUCAUACCAGUACCUCUCAUUUGAGGUAAUAGUCUCUAUCAGUUCUUCACCUUCUCCCGAUGUCAGCCUUAGGAUUGAACCUGUUUUAGAAGAGUAAUCCAACUCUUUUUUUGCUCUCAAUGGACAGCCCAUUGUAGAAGUGAAAUAUGGUGUCCAUGCUCUCCAUGAUGUUGGAUGGACAGUUAAUUCGGAGCUCCUUGUACCGCUCCCAUGCCUCACUCAAUGUCUCGUUCCUCCCUUGUCUAAAGUUCUGGAGAGCUGCCUUGGCUUUGAUUCCUGCGGAUGCUGGGCAGUACUGUUUCAUGAAAGCUUGGUAUAAUUCAUCCCAGGUGGCAAAAGUGUGGCUAUCGAGCCAGUGUUGCGCCUUGUCCCUUAGAGUGAAUGGGAACAAAAGUAGUUUGUUAGCUGCUUCGGAAACUCCAUUGAUUCGGGAGGUCCGACAGAGACGGUUGAACCAACGCAUAUGUGUCUGGGCAUCUUCAUGUCUCAUCCCUCCGAACUGGUUACUCUGGGCUAGAUUGAUUAAUCCGGGAGAUAGUUGGUAAUUUGCAGCUUCAAUGCCCGGCAUGGUUAUUCCAUCAACCUCUGCAAAUUGCGGAGUAAUUUGUUCAUACAUUGUCCUCCUUGCGGGCUGUUGUUCUCCGGCCAUGUUUCUUGACCUUCCUUUUCUUCUUCUCAAAAUACUCUCGGGGUUUGGAUUCAAUGGGAUCAAGCCUUCAGUUCCCCGAGCACGUGUGUGCAUACACCGGUUCCUGCAGCUUAGUCACGUGCAAAGAACACCAAAAACGACAAACAAAACAGAAAAAAAUAGAAAGUCUCACCGACUUGCUUUUACCUAUUCCACAGAAAGUACUUAACAAACAACCGUGCCACUCCCCGGCAACGGCGCCAUUUGAUCGGUGUUUUUUUUAGUGAGUAAAACGUAGUUGGCCAAUCCGAAGAAUAACCAGACCACGAGUAUCGUCUCUCAAGGAGUGGCAAAAAGGAAGUUUUAAAUACAGUCCGUGAUCACAGGCUAGCACAAGUCAUGGUAAUCUUUCCGAAUAAAUAUUUUUUUUGGAUGGUUUAAAAAAAUUAACGAACAGCAAGUGCAAAAAUAAAUAGAUAAAAAAAUAAGUAAAUUGAUUCAGAAUAUUAAAACAGGGUUCAAAUUGGAUGGUUCGGGUUCUGGGUGUUCUUUCGGGAUUAGAAUUAAGUAAAUUGAUUUUUAAUUAUUCCUGGACAAAAAAAAAAUGAAAUCCCUUCUCAUAGACAAGAAUAAAAUCAUUUUAUCACAAUCCUAACUUAUUUCUAAGAUCAGAUUGCUUGUAUAAGAUCCGAGCUAAUUUAACUCAAUUUCUCGUAGACAAGAGUUGAAUUAAAUCCAGAAAUCCGUAUAUGAGGUGAUCAAAUUCAUAUAGGCAAUUAUGUUUAAUCUUAUACAAUUUUCCAGAAGAUUAAUUAAAUUUCAAAAAAACUAAAUCCACACCUCAAGAACCCAUGAACCCUAGCCCCAAUUCAAACCCUAUAGGAGAUUAGCUACUCAUACCAAAAAUUAACAUCACAAUAAUGUAAUUAAGCAUGAUAAGGCACUAGCAAAAAAUAUUGGCGUAUGUCAAUUUAAUGGAAAGAAACUGAAAUUAUAAGUUGGAGAUAAACAAAUUCAAAAUCCAAUCCAAAAUGCAUGAAACAGUAAUAUCAACAAUGCGAACACUUACAAUCCUUGUUCAAAAGCUAAAUUGAAUUGGAAGAAAUUAGAGAAAAGUGAAGCUGGUGCAUUUCCUGAGUCCGUUCUUGCUGCUGCGGCUAUUCUACGGAGUAAAGAAGAAAACCUGCUGCUAUCUUUUAUUGCUGCUGAACUAAGUGAAUACAAGGGAAAUAAACACUGCUAAACUAAUUGACAGAAACGAAUGAUUCCUUAGCGGCUGCUCUUGCUUCGAAUGAAAAUGAACUGCGGUGCUUAGUGAAAAAGAAUGAAGUGAUGGUGUGUUGCAGCUGUUCGUUCGUGGGAAGAAAAAAAACCCCAGCUCCUUUUUCUUUUUUUUCUUUUUGGGCUGCUAACAUUGCUUCUUCUUUUGUCAUUUUUGGAUUGCACUUAACUUCAAAAACAGUCCUUAAAUGAUCUGGUCCAAACAUAUUCACCGCAAACUCGGCCUGUACAAUAACAACUCACCACACCCGCUAAUAAUAUGUAACUUUACAAUCAAAUUACUCCAAAAAUGUCAAAUUGUGUAGAAAAAAUACUAUUUCCAAUAUGACUGCCACCGGGACCGAAAAAUAGCAAAUUUUCACUCAAACCCCCCAAUAGUCACUCAGUUAAUUAUAAAAAUAAAAAAAUUAACACCCAAAUAUGGGUGAAAAGAUAGGAACGGAACGAGCCUAUCAA